CUCUCUCUUCAACGUGCGAGCGGUUCUGUGGCAUUCUACAGCUCCGACGCGACAGCUACGCCAACUUCAGCCUCGUGCCGCCUGCUCGUUUGCUGGCGUCACGACUGCGGCACACAGGCACUCCUCUCUACCGGCCUCGAUAACACACGCUGCCAGACUUUCGCGACGGAGGGCAACACAUCGCCAGGGCAAUACACGCGGAAGCGAAUCCGGUUUUUUUUUUCUUUUUCACCUCACUUUUAUUUUUCACUCUCCGAGUCUCAUCGGUUGUUCGUUGCUGCGACCAACGCGCACAAGCACGCAGUACCCAUUCCUGCCCUGAACGAAUUAUAAACCGGUACUUGGUUUAUCAACGUUUAACUGCUCAAUUUAGACGAAGGAGACGUGCAAAUACGGCUUGUUUUUUCUUGCUCUUGUUUUUUGUAUUCCGUUCAUUGUCAAGCGGCGGAUUUGGCACCGACAAACAUGCCGCACACCGAAGCAGCAGACGACAGGCAGACGAGGCAAGGCGACCGGAAAACCACAAUUAGAAAGCCAAUCCUGCAGCUCGUCAGGGGCACUCCAUUCGCACCAGCUUUUCUUCGCGAGUGCAUCGAGUCGGCCAUGGACUACGCGCACAGAGAGGGCGACCUGUUCAUCGUCACCUACAUGAAAUGCGGCACCACGUGGUUGCAGCACAUCGUGUACCUCAUCCAAAACGGCGGCGUGCCUCCGGUCAACGCAGCCGAGCUCUACGGCGCGUCCCCGUACUUCGAGGCCUGCGGCGCGGAGUGCGUCCGUUGGACGACGAGACCCGGCGCCAUCAAGAGUCACCUGCCACUGCAUCAAACGGGGUACUCGCCGGAGGCGCGCUACAUAGUCGGGAUCAGGAAUCCUUUCGACACGCUGGUGUCGUUGCACCACUUUUGGCGCAUGAUAUCGUCGUACGAGUACGACGGAGACUUCGACGACUCCUUCGAAAACUUCGUGGCUGGUACCGUGGACAGCGGGGACUACUUCGACUUCUACAAAGGCUGGUGCCGACGCAUCGGUGAUCCAAACGUGCUCUUUCUCGUCUACGAAGACAUGAGGAAGGACCCCGAGGCAGCCGUGCUGAAGGUCGCGAAGUUUCUCGGGCCCGAGUACGAGGAGAGCCUGCUGGCCGAUGACGGCAGGGUUCUCAAGGACGUGCUCAGGUACAGCAGUUUCGAGGAGAUGAAGAAGUGCACUAACAAGAUGAUCUACGACUUUUACGAAGCGGAGUUCCCGUUCCGAGGAGAAGAGUACAGAGGUCUUCGCCAUGUACACGAAACCGUUCGCAACGGUUGCGGCUCUGCCGGUGGUGGCGGAACCGGAAGUUUGGCGGACAAGAUAGACUACGUGCGCAAGGGAGUCGUCGGCGACUGGAGGAACUAUUUCUCCAGCGAACAAGUGAGGCGGAUGAGCGAGAAGUUCCAGCGAGAAACCUGUGACACCGUAAUUGCCUACCUGUGGCCAGAGCUGAACAUUGGCAGCCGAGAGAGCGAGAGAGUACUUGAUGGCCGUAAACUCGAUCGCUUGGCGAAGGCGGCCGCCGUACCGCUGCUCCUGGACGUCAACCACGACUACACCGUGCGCCUCAAGGAACGGGUGCAGGUGACGCACAACACGCGGCUUCUACGCUUCGAGCUGCCCAGCGAGAACCAGGUGCUUGGCUGUGCCGUCGGCCAACACGUGUACCUGUGGACGCGCCUAGGGGAGCGUCUGCUGGUGCGCCCGUACACGCCGGUCAGCCCGCGCGACCAGCGUGGCAGCUUCGACAUCAUCGUCAAGGUGUACCGGCAAGGAACCUCCCUCUCUUUCCCGGAUGGCGGGAUCAUGUCGCAGACUCUGGAUAGCCUGAUGCCCGGCGACCCCAUACAGGUCCAGGGUCCGAAGGGUGAGUUCGAGUACGUUGGUGGCGGCCGGUUCAUAAUGGAGAACGGUAGCAUGCUGUGCCUCGCCUCGCAUAUCGGCUUGGUGGCCGCUGGCUCGGGCGUGACGCCCAUGCUGCAGCUGCUGCGCCACAAGUUCGCCGACCCAAAUGACGUCACGCGCAUCUUUAUGAUUAACGUGAACCACUCCGAGAAGGACAUCAUUAUGCACCAGGAGCUCAAGGAUUAUGCCAAGCACCAGCGGAGGACAUUCAGGCUCUGCAACGUGCUGACCGAGAUGCCCGUUCGCAACGUGCUGAAGAAGACGCACGAGGAUUACGUGGAGGGCCCGCUGACGCAGAGCAUCAUGGAGGAGUACCUCCCGCCGCCCUCCUCGUACAGCAUCAUCCUCAUCUGCGGGCCGCCUCGAAUGAUCAGCGAGUUGUGCCAACCCGCGCUGCGAAACAUCGGCCACGACAGGCUCCGCGUGCUCGUCUACUGAACGCGUCCACCGUCCGUGUUUCCACGCCCCGCGGCUGUCUUCACCUCUUUCUUUCUUUUGUGCCUAUCUUCCGGUGCGAGUUUCACGCUGCCGGACAACAUGAUGGCUGCGCACAAUUUGCGACGGGAAAUAAAAACAAGCGUUAUGUCCCCGUC
Dermacentor andersoni is the source of this 2528-nucleotide messenger RNA. RefSeq lists its product as uncharacterized. Lineage: Eukaryota; Metazoa; Arthropoda; Arachnida; Ixodida; Ixodidae. Gene Ontology annotation, molecular function: oxidoreductase activity; FAD binding; sulfotransferase activity. The record is from RefSeq and is a predicted model, not a curated record.